AUGAAGACUGCACAAAUCACAUCCGCUCUUGCCCUUGGCUUUGCGGGCUUGGCCGCCGCCUACCCCAAUAUCCUCGCCGAGUUGGAGUCCCAGAAACGAUCUCCCGACCUCAAGAAGAGAAUCUCCUUCGAUGCUGCGGCUCAGAAGAUCGAUGUCUCUGGCACCCACGCUUUCAACCCUCCAGGUGCCGGUGACCAGCGUGGUCCCUGUCCAGGAUUGAACGCUAUGGCCAACCACGGUUACCUCCCUCACAAUGGUGUCGCUACUAUCGAUCAAUUCGUUGAGUCCACCACCAAGGUCUUCGGCAUGGGUGUCGAUUUGGCUCUCAUCCUUGCUGUCUACGGAGCUGCCAUUGACGGCAACCUCGUCUCCUGGAGUAUCGGAGGUCCCACACCGAAUGUACCAUCCAUCAAUCUCCUCGGCCAGCCCCAGGGUAUUAGCGGCUCCCACAACAAGUACGAGGGUGAUGCUUCACCCACAAGAGGUGACCUGUACAUCGAUGGUCAGGACUACCUCUUAAAGAUGGAGAACUUCCAGGCUCUCUACGACGCUGGCAAGGCCGCUGACAACUACGACCUUCAGCUCUUGACCGACCGUAGAGCUGCCCGUUUCAAGCAGAACAUUGAAACCAACCCCUACUUCUUCAAUGCUCCCUUCUCUGGUGUUAUUGCUCAGCCUGCCGCGUGGAGCUUUAUCUACCGUUUCAUGGGUAACAAGUCUGCCGAGUACCCUGCUGGCAAGCUUAACGGAGAGGUUCUGAAGUCCUUCUAUGCUAUCACUGGCAACGACGGUAACUUCAAGUACACUCCCGGCUACGAGCGCAUCCCAGAGAACUGGUACACUCGCAACGCCCUUGACCCCUACGAUGUUCUUGCUCUGCAGGCAGACACCGACGCCCAGCUUCUCCAGCAUCUCGAGUUCGGCAGCAUCGGUGGUAACACUGGUACCCCCAACAGCUUCGUCGGUGUCGACCCUGAGCUCCUGACCGACGGUGUCUUCAACGCCCAAACACUGCUCCAGGGCAACAACCUCAUGUGCUACGGCCUGCAGCUUGCCGUCCAGGAGCUACCCGAUAUUCUCUCUGGUGUUGUUACCAACCUUGCCGCUGCUGUCAACCAAGUCAGCUCCGCCUUUGGCAACGCCACUCAGAAGCUUGGAUGCCCCGAGCUCACCAAGAUCAACCAAGACCAGUUCCAGAAGUACCCUGGCUACACCAAGCUGAAGUCUGACGGUACCUACUAA
Aureobasidium subglaciale EXF-2481 is the source of this 1242-nucleotide messenger RNA. RefSeq lists its product as uncharacterized. NCBI's taxonomy places the organism in Eukaryota, Fungi, Ascomycota, Dothideomycetes, Dothideales, Saccotheciaceae. The coding region runs from base 1 to 1242 and encodes 413 amino acids. Gene Ontology annotation, molecular function: peroxidase activity. The record is from RefSeq and is a predicted model, not a curated record. The transcript has a single exon.